CCAUUACAAGCGGUCAGUAAAAACACUAAUUGAUUAUUUAAAUUUUUCCAGAUGUUAGACGUGGUAGUGGCUGAAAUAGAGAUAAUUGCAAAUUUUGAGGAAAUACUAGUUACUUUCAAUCCUCCUGAAAUAAGAUACGAGCAAAAUAUUGAGAUUCAUACCAGUCUCCAACAGAAAUUCGAAGUUUGUUCCCAUGCAAGUACAGACAUGGCUUGCGAGUGGCAGGUUUCAAACCAUAAAGUGAUACGCGUGCAUCCAACUUCCUUUGUACUAAAGUCAAAAGGCGUCUUCACAUGUAAACUGAGAAUUGUAGUGUGCCAAUACGAAGACAUUAACGAAACAUUAACCUUCAAGGUCGAGAAAGAUUUGUAUGUCAAAACCCUGGAUGUGGUUGUAAAAGUAGUCAAGCCAAGAGCCGUAUUUUCAACUAUCAUGCUCAAUUUUGGUUCCGUACCGAAAGGUAAAAACGUGCCCCCAAAAUUUUUCAGUGUUAUAAAUAAAGGGGAGGACAAGGUAGAAUGGUUCAUUUUGGAAUGUUUCUAUGAUUUUAAUAAGGGGAGCGUAUUUUAUAAAAAUUCCUUAGAGCAUUUAUCUUCAAAUAGAGGAGUGCUAGCGAAAGGACAAUCGAAGAAAAUCAGUUACACCAUUUCACAUCCGACGGAGAACUGCAAAUGGUUUUCUUUUCUUAUCUUAGCAUCCGCUCAUCCGUCUUUAGUCACAAUGGAGUCUAUCAUUUUAGUACUGUAUGAAGUUGCCGAACCCCAACUUACACUUCAUUGCAACUUGCCCAGUUUCCCCACCAUUUUUCCAGGGAAGCUUUUGUACUUGGGAUGCACAUCUUCUUACUGUCUAUGUGUGCAUAACACUGAUAGGAAACUGGCCGGUAGUUUUACUUUUGGUACUCCAAGAGGUUAUCAAGCCAACUGUAUCGAGGUGAUCUUCAAGCCGAAAUCUGGAAUUAUUCCACCAGAAAAGUGUACACAUGUCCUGAUGUCCCUGACUCCUCUCAAACCCGGAAUAAUCGAAGAUGUACAAAUUCGCUGUUUCUUGAACCACAACAGAAAACCAGCGAUUCUUACAGUAAUGUGUGUUGUCGACAAUAUCAGGUUAAAUAUUUAUUUGCCGAAACAAAAUGACGCAAUGGAGAAAAUAGUUUGGCCGUCUACAUUGCAAGAUUUACAAAUAUGCAAUUCGAGUAUUGCUGGCGAAGUGACCCUGAGUGAAGAAGGUUCCCCAAAUCUAAGUGCUGAAAACCUUCAGUUAGAUUUGGAAGUAGAAUCAAAUGGAACAGUCGAAUUGUUGGAGGAAAUGCACUUCAAUUCUUCCGAAUCGGAUUUUCUUUGGGACACAUUUGUAGAUGAAGAAAUGGACACAGAUUCUCUAACACCGCCAACCGACAUUCUUUUGCAAACAUGCUUUGGUUCUAAUUUAACAUUGCACGAGCAUGUAACGGAAGUGAAAUUGGUGCCUGUGAAGAAACUUGCAAAAACGACUAUAAUUAUUGAAAAUGUCACUCCAAUUCCCAGUGCUGUAAGUGUCUGUGCCAAACGUUUCCUUUCCAAACCGACUGAAAGAACCAGAGAGAAGCUCUUCAACCAAUUGCUUGUAGAUUUAAAAUUGAAACAGGGAGGUAAUGAGUGGGAAGAGUUAGUUAACGACUACGGUAUUGCGGUUAGGCCAUCACCCCAAUGCGCAACUAUCGAGAUUAAGACUCCGGUUGAAAUUGAUUUAUGGAUUUAUGCGAACACUUGGGGUAUUUAUGUUGAGGAAAUAGCUAUCAUGGUAGAAAGUAUUGGGGUAUUUACUUUUAAUAUGUUAAUUGAGGUUGUUGGUUCUCCCAUUGAGUUUCCGAUGUCACUUAAUUCCAUACUGGAUGAAACGGUUAUGAGGUUUGGAACCUUCACUUACCUGAGCGAACCGAAAAGUCGUAUGUUAAAGAUAAAAAAUAUUAGUACGAUUCCAGUAUGUUUAGUAUGGCACAUAUUUUUCAAAACUGAUUACUUUACCUCCUUCAAUCUCCUUAUGGAUACCUUUGAAUCUGAUUUGAAAUCGUGUGAUGAUGAUGUUGAGGAGCUCUCGACUAAAUUACUUAUCACUAAAAAAUAUUACGGAAAGGAAGAUCAUAAAAUUUUUCAGGUUACACCUCGCUGUAUAAGACUGAAGCCGAAGCAAUCGAAGAUGAUUACAAUUACACAUGAUCCUCGGCAUUUUCCAGUGAAAUUUGAAAAAACUGACAUCGAAGCCGACCUCCUGGGAUACGUACAUUUAAAAAAAGACCAUAAAUUUCAAGAUGACUUGUUCUACCGGAAGUCUGAUACGGAAUCAACCCCAGUCAAUGUGAAAUUGCUUACCACACUGGAACUGCCACUGCUGCAGCUACAACUGUUGCAAGGUGACAUGACAGUUACUGCAUAUGCUAGUGAUAUUAUUGAUAAGCAUGAAGUACAGUACGAAAAAACACUCAUCUUUAGAAACAUUCACGACACAGCUGCAACAGUUUCAAUGAAUAUUGAGAAACCGUUCAAAGUCUUGCAGUUAUCUACAGUCGAAGCCGAAACUAGCGAACAUUGCCCCGCAAUCUUAAUCAAACCUGGCGACUGCCUACAGGUGCUAAUCGAGUGCGUAGUUGACGUCGAAUAUGUACUAUUUUACGCCGAUGCGUUGUUUAACAAUAAGAACUCGACCAACUUCGAGUACUUCAAUCAGGACGAAAAUUCUGUUACACUCGAACAAGACCUAAACAUUAAUCAACUUGGUGUACAGAAACAGGUAACAAAAAUGAAAUUCAUCCUUUACUAUCCUGAUCUACACAUAUCUCAAGAAACGGUUAACUUUCAACUCGUUUACAUUGGCAACACCAAAAUGGCGUUAUUGAUGUUGUCGAACACUAAAGGUACACAUUUACACUUUAGCAUCAUCAAGUCUAUAUUAGACAGUCCAUUUAGGAUUGUACCAAAUAAGGGAAUUGUUCCUAAAGCUGAAGGAAGGACUCUUUCUACAGUAACGUUAAAAAUUUAUUUUUCUCCCAGCGAAUCCACAACCUACCAUGAAGAAAUUAACAUACUGAGCAACAUUCCUUUCCUCUCGAAGAAGGUGACCUUAACGGGAAUAGGAACCCACAAUGAAAAAUUCUACGAAGAAGGAAUAUAAAAUAUUUUGUUCUAUACUUUAAUAAAGAGCGCAUAAAA
Photinus pyralis (common eastern firefly) is the source of this 3188-nucleotide messenger RNA. RefSeq lists its product as uncharacterized. NCBI's taxonomy places the organism in Eukaryota, Metazoa, Arthropoda, Insecta, Coleoptera, Lampyridae. The transcript is spliced from 14 exons. The record is from RefSeq and is a predicted model, not a curated record. Gene Ontology annotation, biological process: negative regulation of cell population proliferation. The coding region runs from base 52 to 3150 and encodes 1032 amino acids.